Messenger RNA from Dioszegia hungarica, 1428 nucleotides. RefSeq names its product Pex12 amino terminal region-domain-containing protein. Gene Ontology annotation, cellular component: peroxisomal importomer complex; peroxisomal membrane. NCBI's taxonomy places the organism in Eukaryota, Fungi, Basidiomycota, Tremellomycetes, Tremellales, Bulleribasidiaceae. The record is from RefSeq and is a predicted model, not a curated record. Gene Ontology annotation, molecular function: protein binding; zinc ion binding; ubiquitin-protein transferase activity. Bases 1 to 1428 code for a protein of 475 amino acids. Gene Ontology annotation, biological process: protein import into peroxisome matrix; protein monoubiquitination. The transcript is spliced from 6 exons.
AUGAGCCAAGUGGAGCCGCUGUACCCCGCGGACGGCCUGCUAGCGGAGGAUCAUACCAGGCCAUCCCUCUUUGAGCUGCUUGCGGAGGAGCAGCUUAGGGAUGUUCUGCAUCCUGUAGUCCGAUAUGUCUUAUCGUACCUCGCCCAAAACUACCCUCGGUACUUCCUAAGAGUGCUCAACCAUCACGAAGAGGUCUUUGCGGGCCUGCUGCUCUUGGUCGAGCGAUAUCACCUGAAGAGGCACAACGCAUCCCUCUCUGAGCACUUCUACGGUCUCCGCCUUGCCCCAGUGAAUGGUAUCCCCACCCCAAGGCUGGACGCGCUGGAUGGGUCAAGACCACCUCGCGGACUGAGCAAGAAGCAGCGGUGGGGUAUGCUACUCAUCCUAGUUGGAAUGCCGUACCUCCGCGCGCGAGCUCAAGACUACUACGAGCGCCUAGGCGGGGCACGGAACGCCGAGGAUGGAGCCGAGCCAGAGAUCGUGGCCGUCAGCAGGAAGCAACGCCUCUUCAAGUUCCUGUAUCCAUAUGUCAACCUCGCUUUCGAUAUAUCGCUACUUGGGUACGAUAUCGCCUACCUCUUCGACCUUUCCAGCGACUAUCGGCCUUGGCACCGCGCGCUGGGUCUGCGCAUCCGACGUAGAGGUGAGGAGGACGAGUCUCCACCCUCCUCAUCCCCCAGCCUCCUCUCCCGGCUCCCACCCCUCCUCCCACCCCUCCUCCUCCUCCUCAAGCUCUCACAGUGGUGGUACUCACCCACCUCCCCUCGACUCCUCCGCCAAUCCACCUCGUCCUCCUUCUCCGGCGGUCUCUCGGCGUCUUCCGCCCAGAUCCACGCGGGCAUCCUCCCGCCUGCAAAACUGCCCAUCCUGCCCGGGGCACAUAAGAGCCAUCUCGGGAGUCUGUCUCCUGGGCCCGAGGACUCCGGACCGGACUCGGAACCGGACGAUGAAACGACGACACCCCGAGACGACAAAGCAGGCGGAGGAGGGUGGGCCGUACAGAUCCCGACAGAGUCGUAUGGUCUUUGCCCGAUCUGCGGCCAGAAAUGGCAGAACCCGGCUGUACUCCCGAGUGGAUGGGUCUUUUGUUGGCGGUGUGGAUGGGAGGCGGUAGAGGGAGAGACGGAUGGGAGUGACAGCGAGGGCGAGGAUGAGGUUGGGCUUGGUGGGCUUGAUGCGAAAGGCGAGGUGAAGAAGGUUGAGGGUGAAGGUGGGGACGAAAGGGAUGAGGGGUCAGAGACCGGCUCAGCGAGGUCGACAGAGCUGGAGAUGGGAGAUAUCGGGGAUGAGGGGGUGAGCUAUCAGUCGACAAAUGGGCAAGGCGGCAGAAAGGGGCGGAAAGAGAAGAGGGGACUGAGAAGAAGGGGAAAGUGCCCGAUCACGGGGGUUCAUGUGGGAGAGGGGCAGCUCAGGCGGGUGCUGGUAUAG